UUUCCCGCGGACUUUAACGCGGCUUCGUUUGGCGUUUUCCUUCUCCCCUCUGGGAAAAUUUCUUUCCUCCCGGAAAAUUAAAAGGAAAAGAAAAGAAAAUUCAUUUUCGCUCUGAUCCUUCCAAGAAUAUUGUUGUGAAAGAAAAAUUCGAAACCCGUGAACUCAUUGGUGCUCUGCAGAUGCAACAAACUUACUCUCCUUUUCUCUGUUUCUCUCUCUCCGGUCGCUCGCGCGCUUUCUGUACUUCUCUCACUGAAUCACUCACUCAUUACUUGUCGCUGAGCUAAUGAAGCUUCAGAUCUCUGGCUGAUACGAUCCGAACAACACGUACGAGGGAGAAGAAGGAUUGGAGAAGGAUUGGAUUGAUGGAAUUCAGAAGAUGAAGUUCUAUAUAUCGGCGAGCGGGAUCAAGAGAGUGACUAUAUCGAACAGCGCCGCCGGUAAAGGCUCGACCAAGACGGCCGCCACCGCCAGCGCCUCUGGUCGUCGGAUUUCCGCUAGGACAUUGCUGCCUGUGGUGCUGCUUCUGGCGAUCGUACUGCCGUUCCUCUUCCUGAGAUUCGCCAUUUUGGUCCUGGAAUCCACUUCUGUAUGCUCCUCUUUAGAUUGCGUAGGAUGGAGAUAUUUCAGCGGAAGUGACGCACCUAUGAAACUCAGAGAUGAGCUGACUAGAGCGCUUCUAGAGGCAAAGGGUGAUAAGGUUAAUGAAGGGGAAGCCGACUCAUUCAACGAGCUUGUGAAUGAGAUGGUGUCAAAAGGACAAGACCUUAGGGCAUUUGCAUUCAAAACCAAAGCCAUGCUAUCACAGAUGGAACACAAGGUUCAAUCAGCCAGACAGCAAGAAUCCGUUUUCUGGCACUUAGCUUCACUUGGUGUCCCCAAAACCCUACACUGUCUCUCUCUCAAGUUAGCUGAAGAAUAUGCUGUAAAUGCCAUGGCACGAUCUCGUCUCCCUCCUCCUGAAUACGUGUCUCGCCUUGUCAGUGAAAGUUUUCACCAUCUAGUUCUCAUAACUGAUAAUGUCCUUGCCGCUUCUGUUGUUGUGGCCUCCGCAGUUGAAAAUGUAGCCAACCCUGAAAAACUAGUCUUCCACAUAGUUACUGACAAGAAAACUUACACUCCAAUGCAUGCUUGGUUUGCCACCAAUACUGUUGAACCAGCAGUUUUGGAAGUUAGGGGAUUGCACCAAUAUGAUUGGUCCGAAGAAGUGAAUGCAGGUAUUAAAGAGAUGAUGCAAGUUAAUCACCACAUUGGGAAGCAAUUCCACAAGAAGUUUAAAGAAAACGAGAUUGGUCAUACUGGACAGCAAAGCAAAUUCGUGGCAGCUUUAGGGCCAAGCAGCUUUUCCUUGAUGAAUCAUCUUCGAAUGUAUAUCCCUCAGUUGUUUCCAGAUCUCAGCAAGAUAGUGUUGUUGGAUGACGAUGUUGUAGUACAACACGACAUCUCUUCUUUGUGGGAUCUUGAUCUUAGUGGCAAAGUCAGUGGUUCAGUAUUCAAGUCGUGGUGUGGAGAUGGAGACACCUGUUGCCCUGACAGUAAAUAUACAAACUACUUCAACUUUUCUCAUCCCUUUAUAUCAUCCUACUUUAACCCUCAUCAAUGUGCUUGGCUCUAUGGCGUCAAUGUAUUUGAUCUUCAAGCUUGGAGGAGAACAAAUAUCACUCAGACCUACCUUCAAUGGUUGAAACUUAACCUCAAGUCUGGGUUAGCAUUAUGGAACCCAGGAGUGCUUCCACCGGCCUUGAUUGCCUUCCAGGGUCAUGUUCAUCCCAUAGAUUCAGCAUGGCUUGUGACAGAUUUAGGCUAUCGCCAUCAAUCAGAAGAAAUCAACAUAGAGAGACUGCAAUCUGCUGCUGUUAUACAUUUUAAUGGCCCUGCGAAGCCAUGGCUUGAAAUUGGAUUCCCACAAUUUCGGAGUUUCUGGAAUAGAUACGUAAAUUCGUCAGAUAAGUUUAUUCGCAGAUGUAGAAUCACUUGGUGAAGGCACUAAGUUCUUAUACUAUCAAUAUUCAUUUUACCCUAAGUUCGCUUUGGUUCAGAAAAGAAAUCGCCUAUUUGAGUUUCGUCAUCGAUUUUCAGCGGCAAAACUCAAAUUGGCGAUACUUUUGCAAGGACCGAGAUGUGAACAUGGUCAUUUAAGACUGAGCAAGAUAUAUAUCAGAGGGAAGAAGGUUUGGUCCUUCAGUCUCUGACUUAUACGUCCAACACCUAAUGAUGCAAGUUACUCCGUGUUCAUAUAUAGCAAUUUGGAUAAGCCACAAUAUGCAGUCGCUGAAAUUAGAGGCACGAUAAUGAGACAGAUAUGAGGUUUCUCAUUACUGUAAGUUACAUCAUUGGAUAUGCUUAUCUACAUUUUACUUGUAUAGCAUUCUGGCUUACUUUCUUGAUUGAAAAUUUUAAUUGUUGUACAGAUCUUAGACGAAUCUUUGAGAAACCCUGGAUUAAUAUUCACCAUAUAUCUUCAUAGUUCA
Molecule: messenger RNA, 2471 nt
Organism: Neltuma alba
Lineage: Eukaryota; Viridiplantae; Streptophyta; Magnoliopsida; Fabales; Fabaceae
Product: probable galacturonosyltransferase 15
Exons: 6
Coding region: 380-1981 (533 amino acids)
Molecular function (GO): polygalacturonate 4-alpha-galacturonosyltransferase activity
Source: RefSeq, a predicted model, not a curated record